Molecule: messenger RNA, 1779 nt
Organism: Ipomoea triloba (trilobed morning glory)
Lineage: Eukaryota; Viridiplantae; Streptophyta; Magnoliopsida; Solanales; Convolvulaceae
Product: protein FAR1-RELATED SEQUENCE 5-like
Exons: 2
Coding region: 1-1779 (592 amino acids)
Biological process (GO): regulation of DNA-templated transcription
Molecular function (GO): zinc ion binding
Source: RefSeq, a predicted model, not a curated record
AUGUUCCUGAAGAUAAACCGUUCGUUAGAUAUUGGACACCAAGAAUUCAUAUCAGCGUGUGCGAAAGCUAACAUAGGCACCUCUAAAGCAUUUGAACUAUACGCAGAAUUAACAGGUGGAUUUUAUAAAGUGGGUGCGACUUCUGUGGAUUUUAGAAAUUGCAAGAGAGACGUCAAUGCAUAUCUACAUGAAGCUGACGCACAGGCAGUGAUAGACAAGUACAGGAAAAAGCAGUUACUAUUUCCAACUUAUACCUUUGAAUACGAUACAGAUUAUGAACAGCAACUACGAGCGCUAUUUUGGGCAGACCCAAUAGCAAAGGAGAACUACCAAAGAUUUGGAGAUAUGGUAUCUUUCGAUGCUACAUACAGCACGAACAGGUACAAUAUGGUAUUCGUGCCAUUUACAGGGAUUGAAAACAACAAGAAGUGCGUGACAUUUGCAGCUGGACUCAUCUCAAAGGAAGACAAACCAUCAUAUGCGUGGCUGUUGAAUACAUUCAAGCAUUGUAUGGGGCGCAUACAUGCAUGCAUGAUAACAGACCAAGACCCAGCAAUGAAGGAAGUAAUACCCCAAGUUUUCCCGGAUACACGUCACCGUUUCUGUAUGUGGCACAUCAUGUCGAAAGUAAGUGAAAAGGUGGGAGUGAAACAAGCCAAGGAUGAAAUAUUCCGGAGAAAAUUGAAUGCAGCGGUGUGGGAUGAAACUUUGGGUCGUGAAGAGUUUGAGGUCAAGUGGCAUGAAAUAAUGACAGAAUACGAGCUACAAAAAGACAAAUGGUUGACCCAACUGUUUGAUGUGAGAUCGAAUUGGAUAAAGGCGUACUUCAAUGAUGUUUUUAUGGGUGGGCUAAUGCGAACAACCUCACGAUCCGAGGCAGAGAACAGCGUAUUUGGGGCAUGUAUCAAUGAGCACGGAACACUGCUAGAGUUUUUCACACAAUUUGAAAGUGCGAUUGAAUUGCAGCGUCACAAGCAAGCAAGAUUAGAUGCAGAGUGUGAAGCGUCACUCCCACCCACAAAGACACCAUUACUUAUUGAGAAGCACGCAACCUCUGUGUACACAAUUAACAUGUUUUAUGAUGUGCAGGCGGAGAUAUUCGAAGGUUGCUUUUCAUGCAAAAUCACAAACAAGGAACAAACAGAUGAGAAGUAUGUGUAUACGGUCAAGGAAGGGCACACGAAGACUUUCAAUGUGAAAUACGUAAGAGAACGUAUGGAAGUAGAGUGUUCAUGUGGCAAGUUCAACAGGGUUGGGAUUUUGUGUAGGCACGCGUUUGUAGUGCUAAAGGACAAUGACGCAGAGCUGAUUCCAACAAAGUACGUACUUCGCAGGUGGAAAAAAAAUGCAUGUGUACAGGAAACAAGCAGUACAGGCAAAGGAGGAAGUGCCAGAUGCAGUACAGAAGAAGAAAAUAGCAACCUAGCAUCAAAACUGUGUAAAGGGUUCUACAACUACUUGGCGCUAUCGAAGGAGAACACAGUAGAGAUGCAAGAAAUGCUGACCUUUAUGAUGGAACACAAAGAAAAAAUGGUGACUAGCAAUGGAAAUGCACAAGACAAUAGCAAGAAUAGUGAGCUACUGAAAACAUUUUAUGGGGCACAGACAAGCAGUAUCAUAACAGUCAAGCCACCACAACUGUCAAAAAAUAAAGGAAGCGGAAAGCGAUUGAAGAGUGCACGUGAAAAAGCAGUGGAAAAAAAAAAAAGCAAGACGGGCGAAAAUGCCAUUAUUGUGGUAAAAACCCAGCACGUCACGACUUUCGUAACUGCCUGUUGA